UUCACCUGCAAGAGCUGGCUGGCUUCUUGUGCUAGUGUCCAAAAGAAUAGAUUUGUUGUACUUACUCUGAGCUUCAAUUAUUCUUUUUAUUAAUUUAGUUCAUGACUAAUGACCUGAUAAUGCUGGGGUCAGCUCAAGAGCCAGUGAGAUCCAAUGUCAUGAGAUGUUUAAAGUUCUGGACUGAGAUCCAGGUUCAAAUCUCCAAUGAAACCCACUGUGUGACUUGGAGCCAGUAACUAUCUCUUAGGUCCAAAAAGAAAUAAUCCAGUAUGACACUGCUUUAAGUGCCCUGGCUCAGUGCAGGGCAAACAUGAGAAUUGUAGUUUAUUGUGGCACUAGAACUCUCUGACAGAGAAGGCUAAAUGUCUCACAAAACUAGAGCUCCCAGGAUUCCCGAGCAUCGAGCCAGGACAGUUAAAGCAGUCUCAAACUCAAUUAUUUCUGCCAUGUGUUUAGGACCUUAGUCUAACCUCCUUUACAGGGUUCGUGUGAAGGUAAUGCAUGGAGGAAGAGAGACACAUAGACUGCCUUGAACCAUAUACGCCACCUCAAGCUCAUUGGAAGAAAGGGAAGUUCACAUUUUCCUCUACCUCCUCACAAAGCCUGAAGAAGAACGUUCUUCACUUGGUCAUUUCCACCAACUGACAUUGCUCUCAGGAGAAGAUGAUGUUGUUCUCUUUCUUCUGGGACCACUAAUACAGUAUCAACCCAUUUCUGUGGGAAACUUUUAAUGGUGGGGACACUCACAGGACACUGUUGUUUUUGGUGAAAGAGAUUAACCUAGCUGUUGCAUUGGAAGAGUUCAAUUUAAACAAAGCCUGAUGACUACAGGUUGAUUGUGGAACCAGGAAAACACCUCUGUGGUAACUCAGGUCACCUGAGUACACUUCCCCAGAAUCACUAUAAGCCAUGGCAAAAUCUAAGAGGAAAGAAGAUGCUGUCUUUCUGAGGAAGAAGAUCACCCUCUUAAGGGCUUUCUCACUCCUCAUUGGCAGCAUGGUGGGCAGUGGCAUAUUCAUUUCUCCCAAAGGCGUGUUGAAAAACACAGGCAAUGUGGGUCUCUCCUUAAUCGUCUGGUUUGCCUGUGGACUUCUCUCUAUGUUUGGUGCUUUGAGUUAUGCCGAACUUGGCACACGAAUCACGAAGUCUGGAGGCCAUUACAUCUAUAUCUUGGAGACCCUGGGCCCUCUGCCAGGUUUCUUGUUUCUUUGGGCUGAAUACUUUGCUAUAAGGCCAGCCAAUAGUGCUGUGGUUGCCUUGGCAUUUGGACGCUACAUAUUGGAACCGUUUUUUGCACCCUGCCCGGCUCCGCUGCUGGCUGUGAAAAUUGUUGCUCUUCUUGGCUAUUACAUUGUCCUCAUCUUGAAUUCUUGGAGUGUCAGCUGGAGCGCCAGGAUUCAGACCAUCUUAUCUAUCAUCAAAUUGGCAGCUCUUGCUCUCAUCAUUGUUCCAGGCAUGAUGCUCCUAGCCCAAGGUCACACAGAAAAUUUCCAGGAUGCUUUCAAUACCCAAACACUCGUUCUGGACAAACUGCCACUAGCUUUUUAUGCAGGGAUGUUUGCCUAUUCAGGAUGGUUUCAGACAUGUUUUGUGCGAGAAGAACUAGUAAAGCCAGAACGAAAUAUCCCUCUGGCUGUGAUUGUCUCUGUGAUCACUGUGAUUGUGGGAUAUAUGCUUACUAAUGUUUCCUAUUACACAGUACUGACAGCAGCAGAUGUUCUGGCCUCCCAGGCGGUAGCUGUGAGUUUUGCACGCCAAGCUUUCCAGAGCCUUAUAUCGGUGAUCCCUAUCCUGGUUUCCUUAUCUUGCUUUGGAACCAUGAAUGGAGGAAUUUUUACAUUUUCAAGGACAUUGUUUGUGGCUUCAAGGGAAGGUCAGUGGCCUCUCCUCUUCUCCAUGAUCCAUAUUCAAAGGCAUACACCCCUGCCAGCAGUUUUGCUGAUGUUCCCUUUGGUCACAGCCAUGAUUUGUGUAGGAGAUCUUUACCACCUAUUGAACUUCUUCAGUUUCUCCAGGUGGCUUUUCAUAGGACUGGCCACCCUUGGGCUUAUAGUUCAUCGUUACCGUCAUCCUGAGAUACUGAGUCCAUUCAAGGUUCCUCUCUUCAUCCCAGUUUCCUUUACAAUCAUCUGCCUUUUCACUGUGGGAAUGUCGUUCUAUUCAGACCCAAUCAGCAUCAGUAUUGGAUGUGCUAUGGUUUUAAGUGGCUUUCCAGUUUACUACUUGCUCAUUAAUGGAUCAAUGCCAAAUUGGUGCCGUGCCACAUUCUAUUAUCUUACAUUGAAGCUUCAAAUUCUCUUGAAGGUGGUGCAACAAGAGAUCAGGACUUACUAAGAAGCAUGAAAGGGGAUCAAACUAAAACAAUCUAGACCAUGUACUUUGAAACUCCAGUUUUGUAAAGGCUUCUCUAUUAGCGUACAUUUAAUGUCACACUUUACAGCAUAUCUGUAUGGGGGCCAGUGUGGGAUAAUGGUUUGAGUACUGGACUACAACUCUGGAGACCAGGGUUCAAUUCCCAGCUCAGCCAUGAAACCCACCGGGUGACUUUGGGCAAGUCACACUCUCUCAGACUCAUGGGAAGGCAAUGGCACACCUCCUCUGAGUAAAUCUUGCCAAGAAAUCCCCAUGAUAGGUUGUCCUUACAGUCACCAUAUGUCUGAAAUGACUUGAAGGCACACAACAACAAUAUAGGAGCUACUGAUUGCUUCUUCCAUAUGUAUGGUGCUCUAACACCAAACAGAUAGUUCCCAAUAGGUCAAAGGGGCAAAAAAGCUAGUGUGUUCAGCCAUGCCUUAAACUGAGUUAGAGAUGCCCAUAAGCCAUGCUGGUUCUGAUAUAAUUCUCAUCUGCCAUGUGGAUGGACAUGAGUGGAUCUAGCAUUCCAAGACAGACUCAUACAUUUGAAUCCAUACCCAGUCUCUAAAUCAGUGGUCCCCAAAGUGUGCCCUUUAAGAUUUUUUAGACUUCAGCUCUCAGAAGCCUCAUCUCAGCUCUCAGAAGCCUCAGAAGCUGAAGCCCAAAAUCCCUUAAAAAUCACAGUUUGGGGACCACUGCUCUAAAUCUUGGCUGUGUUGAGUCAAUAACUCUACGUGGAUUUUAAGUGAUACUGUACACAGCUCAGAAAAAUAAGAGGGUGAAAGGGUGGAUGGAAGCUCACAAUCCUUUGCAUGGUAAAAUAAGGGGAAUAUUUCCUUCAAGUGAAAUUGACCUUUCCAUAGACAAGUGACUUCUGGCCAUGCCAAUUUCACACCUACUUUUAAGUCUAUGGGAUGGAUGGAACAUGUGCAAGGUCUGAUGGAUGGAGCAAUUUUGUUUUCUGUUGCAGCAGAGGGUAAGGGCAUGUUUUGGUUUCAAAUUACAAGAAAAGGAUUCAGCCUAAACAUUAGGAAGAAAUUACUGAUAGUUUGGGGUCUGGGUUUCGAGUAGAACAGACUGCUUUGAAAUAUGGCUGGCUCUUCUUUAUUAGAGGUUUUUAAAAUGUUGCCAGAAGUGACAGGGCUGAAGAGAAGGGAUAGAGGGGAAAAAGUUAAAAACAGCAUUGAACUUAAAGUCCUUUUGACCUAAGGGAGCAACAGUCAGAGAUAAUCAGACCUGGCUAUGUAUUGGGAAACUAAAAGUGGAUUUCUGGCAUUAGCAAGGGCUGCUCUAGAUGUCCUUUGAGGCUCCUUCCUAUUUUGUGAAUUAGGAAUGUAAAGUUGCAUCCAGAACUCAGAAGAAAUUACAGUAGUUACCAGUCAUACCAGUACGUAUAACAAGUUAAUUUUUCAUAUGACAUGAAGGUACUUUUCAAAUAACAAGGGGGUCAGGAUGUAAUUCUUCAUUAAUUUUCAUCUCAAAGGAAGCAACAAGUAAUUUUAGCAAUUUUCUUCCUCCUGCAAGAAGAUAUUUGAAAACUAUGCAGUUUUCAAAGCUUAUUCACAAUUCAGAGCUUUUUCUGUGUAAAAUUAGCACUUGGCUGUUUUGCAGAGAAAAAAGUGUUUUCUGCACAGAAAAUUCUGUUUUUAUGCAUAUUAACCAUAUAUGAAUCAUGUACAGACAUUUUCCCCAAUUACAGGAUUUUCUGAUCAGAAAAUGCUGCUCAGAAAUAUGGUUUUAUUGCCCAGAAAAUGCUGUUUCUGUAUAAAUCAACUAUGUGCAAAUUUUGUGCAGAGUAAAUCCUGAACUGUGAAGAUUCUUGCAAUUUAGGAUUCUUGCCAUCAGAGUUUGACACUUAAAAACAUGUUUUGGAAGAUUUUCAGAUAUUCUUUCUUCCCUACAAUGGUGUAGUUAAGUUACACACAGACAAAGGAGAAGUUACUUUAUCAUGCAACAAGUGAUGGUUUGUAAUUACUUUUGAAAGUUACUUUUACAAUAUUUUAAAAGAACAUUCUGACAGGAUUUUUUUCAAGUUUUACAACAUUUUUCUUAUAAAUACUGUUCUUUCCUCUCAAAAAGGGAACGGGAAGCAAUGGGUAAGCAACACAUAUUUCAACAAAUAAGAGGUACGUAAUCAAUAUUGUUACGGGUAACAAUAACAGAUUACUUGUCAAACACUGUAAGAAGUUCUUCCAUCCAUGGCUGGCCCUGCUGUAGGGGCAGUACAUACUGGUGUGUUUGUGUGUAGAGAGUGGUGGGAGGAUAGUCCCCUAGUUUCUGUGUGGAAGCAGGGAACCCCAUAGCUUGCUCUGAGACCUCAAAGCUAGCUGCUGUCUUUAAGUGUAGUACAGGACACUUUCUCAUGACUGUGUCCAGAAGCGGGGGAAAGUUACUUUUUGGGACAGCAAUUCCCAAUGGCCAAGGUCUCUGAAAUUUUCUGGAAGUUGUACAGUGCACCUGUGUUAUACGUGGGCACACCAUACACAGCUUCCAGCAUACACUGGAAGAAGCCUCGGUGCGCCCGGAAGAAGUAAAGGGGUGCACGCCGUGGGUACGAACCUCAAUGGUUCCUGAAUUUCAAUUUUAAAAGGCAUAGCGUAUAUAGCCUGAACUCUCCCUAGAAGCCAAAAUGACCAAACUGAAGUUAUCAUACUUUGGACAUAUAAUGAGAUGGCAUGACUUAUUAGAAAAGAUAGAAAUGCUUAGUAAAGUGGAAGGUAGUUGAAAAAGAAGACCAGAUUACAUGUUCGCAGACUCAGAAUCUUAUAUGAGAAAAGAAAGACGAAAUAGAAUUGGAGAGUAUUGGCUUUCCCCUGUCUCUCUGCAUGAUGUUGUAGCACUUCCAUUCUCUUUCUGAGGGAGACAAUAAUAAAAGCGUGCCUUUUCUUGUGCUGGGAAGAUCCAUUCGUCAAAAGGCACACUUGUACGACUGUCUCCCUUGGAAGGAGAGUGGAAGUACUACAACAUUAUGCAGAGAAGCAUGGAGAAAUUUGACACUCUCCUGCUCUGUUUUGACUUUUUUUCCCCCUCAUGUGAUAAGGCUUUCAUUCAAGGAAGCCACAGCCCUGAGUUUGCAAGAUCUGAGCAGGGCUUUUGAUGACCAGGACUGUUGGAAGUCUCACAUUCAUAGGGUCACAAUAAAUUAAAGCUGACUUGAUGGCAAUUAACAGCAACAAGUGCAUAUUUUCUUUCCCCCUCCCUCAAUCUAUAUCAAGAAAAGGAAUAUUUAACUUAAUAUCAGUGUUUUUAUAGGCAUAUGUUCAUAAAGGCACUAAGAAGAUGAACAAAUCAGGAUGAGUAACUGAGGCCUUGCAGGUUUUGUUGUACUGUAACACUCAUCAGUCCCAACCAGCAUAGACAAAUCCAAACAACAAAUGGAAGCUCCACAAGUUGCCCACCCCUGAGAUAUAUCAGAACUUCAGCCCUAUACACAUUUACUUGGGAGUAAGAUCCAUUCACUCAGGAUCUGUCUACAUUACUAUAUUACCUGAAUUCCUUCUGAGUUGGCUGCAUACUCUUUACACUACGCAGCCUCAAAACCCCAAAUCAAGUAUGAGCUGUUUACAGAAUGCCUGGACCUGAGUGAGGGUUUCUAUUCCUUGAGAAGCUGCAUUAAAAAGACUUACUUUUUGCUCUGGUUUUCCCCAGAAAUCUCAGUACAAAAGACAGGAAUGAUGGGCAGCUGUGUUUCCAUGCAGUCCCUGCUGAGUCUCUCUGUGAUCAGAAUGAGGCUUGGUGCCUUGUGUUGACCUCAGAGCGACUCAUAGCCACAGCUGCAGUGCUGGCCGGCUCAUAUGGACAGCAUGGGAAGGCAGCUACCCAUUGUUGCCAUUUUUUGCUACAGCAAGUAAGAGGUGGAUUGGAUUGGAAUUUGGGGCCAGAAUAUUCUAGGGACAGCCCGGAGUAUUCUGGCAAAUGCAGUCAAGCCCUCAGUCAAGUUCACUUCUGAGUAAACAUGCAUAUGCUUCAGUACUUGGUCUGUAACAAGCAAAACAGAUAGGUUUGGAACAUUGUUAUUUAUGUUUUUUUCUUAGACGCGGUCCAUAUGUUUCUUUCAACCAUGAAUAUCUUAGUCAUUAUUAAAACUGAGCAAUACAAUAGUUAUUGAGAUAUAGCACAUGGCAUAAAAUGGGAGAUAAGGACCCAAGCAAUUUAAAUUCACUCAAGAAGGUAUAAACACAACAUGUGAUUUUUUCCAAUAUAUAUUUAUACGGGUCAAAUACCCACCUGAAUACAAUAGAAAGUUUUAAAUUAAAGUUCAGCUAGAUCAGGGACUCUUUCAGCCUCAACAACUGUGUUUGGGCUAUUGCUGUAUUAUUAGUUGCUAUAGCUUUCAUACAUUUCUAUUAAAAAUAAACUUCUAAAUGAC
Messenger RNA from Sceloporus undulatus (fence lizard), 6724 nucleotides. Its product is annotated as cystine/glutamate transporter-like. Gene Ontology annotation, biological process: amino acid transmembrane transport. The coding region runs from base 910 to 2334 and encodes 474 amino acids. Gene Ontology annotation, molecular function: L-amino acid transmembrane transporter activity. The record is from RefSeq and is a predicted model, not a curated record. Gene Ontology annotation, cellular component: membrane. The transcript is spliced from 15 exons. Lineage: Eukaryota; Metazoa; Chordata; Lepidosauria; Squamata; Phrynosomatidae.